Encephalitozoon cuniculi GB-M1 is the source of this 591-nucleotide messenger RNA. RefSeq lists its product as uncharacterized. Gene Ontology annotation, cellular component: nucleus. The transcript has a single exon. Lineage: Eukaryota; Fungi; Microsporidia; Unikaryonidae. The record is from RefSeq and is marked provisional. Bases 1 to 591 code for a protein of 196 amino acids.
AUGAAGAUGAAUGAUUCGAGCAAGCUGAAGAAGUUGUAUCAAAUAGAGGAGAAGAAGUUUGCAGAGAGGGUGAGGAGAUACGAGGAUAUAGGGCACAUGAUGGAUACACAUCAAUUUUACUUGGAGGAUGUUGUGCUAAAGAAAGAGGAAAUGCUUUACAAGUACAUCUCGCCCUCCCAAGGCAUAGCCGAGCUUUCCGAGGAGGACAGUCUAGGCUUUGAUUACGAGUUCAUACACAAGAGUGUUGGAAACAAGGAGUGGAGGGGAGGGAUUUCGACCGGCGAGAUGAUAAAGGUCAGAAAGUUGCCCUGCACCAACCUAGCUCACGGAGGUGAAAGGAAUGCCCGCACAUCCUCGAGAAUGCAAAAGACAAAGGGAGGAAGGGUGUAUGCAUGUGAAAUAGAAGGAUGCAAUAAAAAGUACACGUCUUCCUUUGGACUUAAGUAUCACAUGAAGGAAGGUCACUCCGAGGAGAAGAUGAACAUAUUCAAGCCCUAUGUCUGCCCAUUUUCCGGGUGCGACAAGAAGUACAAGAACAACAACGGGCUUAAGUACCACAUAAAGCACUACCACGACGGCCAGACGGCCUGA